AUGUCAUCCCAAGUCCAAACCAAGAACAUCUCAACAAUCGGCUACGUCGUCCACGACGCCAACGAACCCUUCAAACUCGAAAACCUCAUCCUCGACGACCUCCAACCCACCGAAGUCCUCGUCGAAAUGCAAUACUCAGGAAUCUGCCACACAGACCUCGUAAUCCAACAAGGCCAAAUCCGCGUGUGUCCCUACCCAGCAAUCCUCGGCCACGAAGGGGCCGGCAAAAUCCUCGCACUCGGCUCCGCCGUCAAUCCGAAAAGAAACCUCAAAGUCGGAGAUACAGUGCUUUUGAGUAUAAAUUACUGCGAAGAGUGUAAAUUUUGUAAAGCAGAGCAUCCGGCGGAUUGUAUUGAGGGGACGAGAUUACACUUGUUUGGCGUGAGACCUGAUGGCACGACGGCGGCGAAAUUGGAAGGGAAAGAUGUGGCGGUGAGAAGUCAUUUUUUUGGACAGAGUAGUUUUUUGCAGAAGAGUUUUGUGCAGGAGAGUUGUGUUGUGAAAGUUCCGGAUGGAGUUGCGGAGGAGAGGAUUCCGUUUUUGGCGGCUAUGGGGUGUGGGUAUCAGACUGGAGCCGGGACGGUUCUCAAUAUCCUUAAACCCGAACCAGACUCUUGUCUUGUCGUCUUCGGUCUCGGAACCGUAGGGCUCACGGCCAUCAUGGCUGCGAAAUACCUCAAGGUCAGACAAAUUAUCGGUGUGGAUAUCUUCGAUCAUAAACUCCCUCUCGCGACAGAGUUGGGUUGUACUGAUGUUUUGAACUCGAAAUCUUUGUCCGGCGAAGAGCUCGUGAAGAAGAUCAAGGAAUUGACGGGAAAGAAUAAUGGUGCGGAUUUCGCUAUCGAUUGUACUGGUGUUCCGAAGGUCAUUGAGGCCAUGUUGAAUGUGUUGUCGAUGAGGGGCACGGCUGCGACGGUGGGGGUGCCGCCUUCUGGGGCGAAGAUUGAGAUUGAUCCCCUACAGUAUUUACUUGGGAGUCGAGGGUAUAGGGGAUGUAGGGAGGGAGAUAGUAAUCCUCCCGUUUUCAUUCCGCAGCUGUGUAAGAUGCAGGCUGAUGGACAUUUCCCUGUGGAGAAGUUGUGCAAGGUUUAUGAUUACAAGGACUUUGAGAAGGCGUUGCAUGAUUUACAUGAUGGGAAGGUUACGAAGCCGGUUAUCAAGUGGUCGUAG
Molecule: messenger RNA, 1170 nt
Organism: Pseudocercospora fijiensis CIRAD86
Lineage: Eukaryota; Fungi; Ascomycota; Dothideomycetes; Mycosphaerellales; Mycosphaerellaceae
Exons: 3
Coding region: 1-1170 (389 amino acids)
Molecular function (GO): oxidoreductase activity; zinc ion binding
Source: RefSeq, a predicted model, not a curated record